Molecule: messenger RNA, 1242 nt
Organism: Anopheles maculipalpis
Lineage: Eukaryota; Metazoa; Arthropoda; Insecta; Diptera; Culicidae
Product: dynein regulatory complex protein 10-like
Exons: 5
Coding region: 1-1242 (413 amino acids)
Source: RefSeq, a predicted model, not a curated record
AUGGGAGAUAGCUUUGAAGCGGUUUGUGCCGGCGAUUCCGAGGAAGAUGUGGCCGCCGUGAAGGCAAUGGUAGAAAAGAUAACAUCCGAAAUUAUGGCACACGGGGAAGAGGAGUACGAUUCGUACGAUCCGGAGAGCUUGCAGAAGGUGGAGUUCCACAUUCAAAUCAAUCGUGUCGGUAUGAUACUGGGAGAAAUGACUCAAACGCUUGAGGUUUUGUUUUGCCUGCCGAUAAUCUGCCAAAAUGAAGCCUUGUUGGAUGCCUGUUUCGAUGUGGAUGAUAAGAAUGUUAUAAAGUUUCUCAGUCAGUACAUCUCUUCGAACACCUCGGCCUCAGUGACUAAGGAUGAAAUCGAUGGGGAACAGUUAAAAAUUCCCUCAGGGCAAUUGAUCGAGCUGGCGUCACUUCUCGCGAAAAAGGAACUUCACACAGCAACGGUUGGACACGUGAAGCAGCUACCAGGUGUUUAUCGACGCUUUCUUUCCAACAUCCGAGAAUUUCGAAAGUUUACGAUUAACAAGAUGAAACUUACGGCACAGAAGGAUCUAGCGAAGGAGAAGAUCCUGCACCGCUUGUGGACCCGCAACGAGCGUAAUAAGAAGGAGAUCCGCAAGAUCGAGGACAUCCUUGUAAUGAAAAAGGAAAAGUUGGAAGAAUCUGUGCAGGAAAAGUACGCCGUAAUCGAGCGUUAUCGGAAAGAAUUGGAAGAAUUGGGCGAGAGUAGCCGCGAUAACAUUAUAAAAUUCAUGGAUGACUCCGAUCGUCAGAUGUUCCAUUACUUCGAGAGGAGUGAUCAGCGUUAUGAGAACUUGCUCGAAGAAGCGGCUGGUACGUUGAAGAGCUACCAGCAACAGCUGCAGGAAGACUUGACGGUGGAGAAAACCAAUCGUUUGAAAAAGCUGAAGCUCACCAACCAGCUGCAAGCGUGGCUGCACAAGUACGAUAAGGAUGCCGGCGAGCGGACGCACGAGCUGAAGGAGCUGGUAGCCAAGCUGAACACACGCCAGCAGGAGUACAAUCGUUGGAAGCACAACAUUUUCGAUCCACAGGAGAAAAAAUACUUUGAUGCGAUGGAAGAAAAACGGCAGAUCGAGAUUCGCGAGCAGGAAGAACGGAUCGAAGCAUUCAUGAUGAACCGGGCGGCCAAGGUACUGCAACGUGCGUGGCGUUCUGUUGCUGAGCGAAAACGCAAGAUGCGCGGCAAAGGGCGUGGGCGGAAGGGAAAAGGAAAGCGAAAGUAA